This is a messenger RNA of Venustampulla echinocandica, 1254 nucleotides long. RefSeq lists its product as uncharacterized. Gene Ontology annotation, cellular component: SUMO activating enzyme complex; cytoplasm. The transcript has 2 exons. Gene Ontology annotation, molecular function: SUMO activating enzyme activity. The coding region runs from base 1 to 1254 and encodes 417 amino acids. The record is from RefSeq and is a predicted model, not a curated record. NCBI's taxonomy places the organism in Eukaryota, Fungi, Ascomycota, Leotiomycetes, Helotiales, Pleuroascaceae. Gene Ontology annotation, biological process: protein sumoylation.
AUGGAUACACCAUCCAGCCUCCCAGUUCGUGAGCAAGCACCAGAUACCAUGGAAGAUUCCACAUCAGCCUCAGCUCCAGCUCCGAUUGUAGCUUCGGCCUCAGCUCCAGUAGGGAUUAGCGCUGAUGAAAUCGCGCUCUACGACCGUCAAAUCCGUCUCUGGGGCGUGCAAGCCCAGGAGAAGAUACGCUCCGCCAACAUCCUCCUCAUAACCCUCUCAGCUCUAGGCAACGAGAUCGCCAAAAAUCUCGUCCUAGCCGGAAUCCACUCGCUCACUAUCGUCGACCACUCAAUAGCCACCGAGUCCGAUCUGGGCGCACAAUUUUUCAUCACAGCAGCAGACAUAGGGCAGAACAGGGCCGAGGCCGCAGUUCCGCAGAUUCGAAAACUGAAUCCGAGGGUGAACGUCGUUGUUGACACUAGUGAUAUUAGGACUAAGGGCUCGGAUUUCUUUGGUGCUUUUGAUGUGGUGAUUGCGACGGAUUUACAGCCUGUUUCGUUGGGGCUGAUCAAUACAGCGACCAGGCUGGGAAAGAAGCCUUUUUAUGCAGCUGGUGUUCAUGGGUUUUAUGGAUUCAUAUUCUCGGACCUAAUCGAGCAUGAUUACCUGGUGGAGAGAGAAAAGGGUAACCGGCCGACGGUAUUGGAAAGGGAGACGCAAACACGGAGUGUUGUGGAUGUGAAGGAGAAGAAGGAGAACGGGAAGCAUAUUGAAUUGGUCACAAAACGGGAGCUCUAUUCAACUUGGAUGCUUGCCAGCGAUGGCGCUAACCUGCCUGAUGAGUACCUAAAGAGUCGACGUCGGCUGAAGGCUGUUACCCCAAUCCUUUCAUGCUUCCGGGCCCUCUGGGCAUUUUUUGAAUCACAGGGCGGGCGACUUCCAAGCACAGCAGAGGAUUUCAAGGAAUUCACCAUAUUGGCAACACAAAAGCAUAAGGCCCUAGGUCUGCCGGAGGAAACUCUACGGUCUGAAGUACUUCGAAAAUUCCUCCAGAACCUGGGCAGCGAGAUCGCUCCUGUCACGGCGGUUCUCGGCGGUCAGUUAGCUCAAGAUGUCAUCAAUAUCCUUGGAGCUCGCCAACAACCAAUUCAGAAUAUGGUCAUUUUCGACGGCGAUUCAAUGGCGGCACCAAUGUACCCCCUUCAUCCUGACGGUGACUUAGGCGUGGGACUACUGCCACUCUCUGGGAGGGUUGAAAAUGGCAUGGCUAUGAAUGGCGGGCAAGAUGUCCAACCACCUGCUACCCAGGUCUAA